This is a messenger RNA of Triticum urartu, 585 nucleotides long. Lineage: Eukaryota; Viridiplantae; Streptophyta; Magnoliopsida; Poales; Poaceae. The record is from RefSeq and is a predicted model, not a curated record.
AUGACCAUGGCCCAUUCCUGCCACGGCUACGAUCUUGUGCUGCGACGGUAUCUCUUGGCCCUGCACCACCUCCUCCACUGCGUCCGCUUCGUCGCGGCGGUCGUCCUGGACCGCCUCGGCAUCGCCUCGUUCGAAGGCGAGAUGCUGCCCGGUGAGCCUUGGAGCGAGCUCGUCGACACUGCGCCGAUGGAGCGCCUCAUGGAGGCAGCGUUCUGGCAGUCCAGCUCGCCGCCGAAGGCGAACCGUUCGUCUUCAUGGACGGCGCCACAGUACAGACGACGGCGGGUUGCGCCGGCGGAUGUGGAGGGAGCCGAGGACGACGACGGGAGCGUGGGCAUCUGCGCGAUUUGCUUGGCGGCGCUCGACGUGGGAGGGCAGCUCGUCGCGGAGUUGUGCAACUGCUCGCAUGCGUUCCACGCCGCCUGCAUCGACUCUUGGAUCGGCAGCGGCGAGGCCGCCGGCACUUGCCCGUUGUGCCGCACCCCGACGGUACCAACAACGGCGUGGUGGAACGGUGGCGGCUACGCGGAGCGGCGGCGACGGCCUGUGAGGAGGAGAGACGGGGCCCGGGACGGCGCUAUUUAA